UUUUUUUUUUCUCUUUUUCCUUUUCUUUCAUAUGAUGACAGACGAAGAAAGAGCGUGUACUAUAUUUGAUCUAAGCUUAGACAUUAAAUAUCUGGUGCUCAACUACCUCGACAAUCGAUCAUUAGCUUAUUUAGCACAGACAUGUAAAUACUUUGGCAUGCUAGUACGUAACAUUGUGUCUUUUCGAAGUGCCAAAGUAAACACGAUUGACGAUUUAAUGCCUACAGCACCACCCUUUCUCAAUUAUAGAGCAGGCGUAUCUGUUGGCAAUACAUUCUAUAUCCCUUUCAUGAACGAGAAUCCAUUCUGUUAUUCAUUUGAUCUUAUUGCGGGAGUCUGGUCAUCCCAUCGACUAAAUUUAAUUGACAUGACUGAAGUUCAACCACAAAUUACCUCCGCUACUGUCGUAGGCACUAAAAUUUAUUUAGUCGGCGGUCGACUGCUAAAAUCAUACACUCUUUCAAAUAGCCUCAUUGAGAUUGACAUUACCAAUUUCAACACUCGCAUGGUAACUAAUGCUCAAGGUUUACCUCCCAGACCAAGGCAUGAACACUCGUUGGACGCUAUUGGCGAUCGCUACCUGAUUGUCUUUGGUGGUUUGUGUUACAAUUCCGUCGGUAAAGAAAAAGAAGAACGACAUGUACCCCAUCUUCGUUUCGGUCAUGCUAGUGCCGUGAUUGGUCACUCUCUUUAUAUACACGGCGGUGCUCAAUUAGACAACGAUUCCACCUACAUUAUCUAUGACGAUCUCUACAAAUUGGAUUGUCAAACAUGGUCCUGGUAUAAAUAUGAACAUCCUGAAGUCGAGAAAUACCUGCGUGGUCAGAUGCUCACUCCAGGUGAUGCCCCACAACGUGAACAUCUCAUCUCAACCACAGGUGAUAGUCCUCUGGAUAGAUUUCAAUCCUACAUGGUGUCCUAUGGUAAUAAACUCAUCAUAUUCGGUGGCCAUUCUAUUCGUGAAGAUGAGGAUGAUAAUGAGAUACUAUGCAGCUAUCCAUUAGACGAGUUAUCUGUUUUUAACACAAAGAGAAAUGCGUGGACUUAUAUUACAGCAGAAACUACUGAUGAAGAGCCCAUUACUAUCUCAGAUAUGAGCGUUGCUACGUUACCUAUGGGUUCUAGAGGGGUAAGGGUCUAUGUAUUUGCAGGUAGAAAAGCAGCAGAAAUACCAAGAGUUCGAAUCGCUUCAAGAUCAAAGUUAUCUCACUCUUCAUCAUCUAAUCAUUCAGCGCAGGAUUCCUUUAAUGCUCCUCAUUUACCUAGCAUUACUGAAACCAACUCAAUCUACAGCGAUGAUGAAGAGCUCAACAAUGUAAAUGAAAUAAAGAGAUUUUUUUUUUUUAAAAAAAAAGGGAGGGCGGCAUCACACUAACAUAUUACAUAUAGACACCGAUAGAGGGUGACACGGC
Molecule: messenger RNA, 1412 nt
Organism: Mucor mucedo
Lineage: Eukaryota; Fungi; Mucoromycota; Mucoromycetes; Mucorales; Mucoraceae
Exons: 3
Coding region: 32-1375 (447 amino acids)
Molecular function (GO): protein binding
Source: RefSeq, a predicted model, not a curated record